GUGAGAUGUGGAUGGGUGGAGCUGCUCCUAAUCCAGUCUGAUAAGAGGUGGGGAUGGGAGGGCCCUGGGCCGCUCUCUCCAUGUUAUUGCCUGUAUGAGGGAUGGUGCAAGCAGUAAAGGGUUCCCAGUCUCUCAGCCCUGCAGCAGGGAGACCUGAUAACACCAUGUGGGCAGCAGUGGUCCUGGGCAUACUGACAGCCCUGUUCGCUUGGCUUUGGUUUGGUAGAUCAGGGGAGGAAGAGGAGAGAAGAACAGGGUCACCAGAAAAGCAGCUCCAGCCUGUGGUGGAGGAGGAGGAGGAAGAGCAAGUAGCUAUUGCAGAGGAAGGUGAGGACACCUGUGCGGGGACCAAUGUAAAGCCCCAGCAGGAAUGUGUGGGAAGUAAACAGCAGGAAUUUAGAACAUCCCAAACUUUGGACUCACAGCAGUAUGUAGAGGGGGAAAGCCAUCAAGAACUCCGCACAAAUUUAACCGUGGACACCCAGCAGGAUGGAAAGGGGAGCAAUCUGCAGGAACUUGGCACACUUCUAACCAUAGACCCCCAGCAGGAUAACGAGGGGAAAAGCCAACAGGAACUCGGCACAUCUCUGAGCAUGGACACCCAGCAGGCUAGAGAGGGGAGCAUCCUGCAGGAACUCGGCACAACGCUAACCAUGGACACCCAGCAGGAUAGAGAGGAGAGAAGCCUGCAGGAACUCGGCACAACGCUAACCAUGGACACCCAGCAGGAUAGAGAGGAGAGAAGCCUGCAGGAACUCAGCCCAACUCUAAGCAUGGACACAAAGGAGGAUAGUGAGGAGAGAAACCUGCAGGAACUCAGCACAACUCUAACUAUGGAAAUCAAGAAUGAUAGUGAGGGGAGCAGCCUGCAGGAACUCGGCACAACUCUAACCAUGGACACCGAGAAGAAUACUGAAUGGAGCAAUCUCAACAUAAUCUUGGACGCCCAACAGGAACUCGGCACAGUUCAUAGUCUGAAUUCCCCUCUGCAGGAUAAUGAGGGGACCAAACUACAGGAAAUUAUAACACCCCUACCUCUGGAGUCUCUGCAUGAUAGGAAGGGGAGCAAUCAACAAGAACGCAGAAUCCCCCAAACACUGGAUUCCCAUAAGGAAGUUGAAGUAAACAGGUUGCAUAAACCUGACACACCCCAAACCCCUGACCCCCAGGAACAGAACAAAGAGAGCAAGCUCCAGGAGCCCAGGGCAUCCCAAAGCCUGGAGACCAAGGAACAGAAUGAAGGGAACAAGUUGCAGGAGCCCAGCACAUCCCUAUCCACAGAGCCCCAGCAGGAAAUUGGAAAGUGCAGACUACAGGAGCUCAGUGCCCCCUUAAAAAUGGAGGCCCAGCAGGAGAGUGCAUGGAGCAAACCGCAGGAUCUCCACACACCCAUUGUGGAUCAAGAAGCAACUGGUGAGACCCAAUCUGUAUUGGAAAAUGAAGAGCUGGGACUGCACCCUAGAGAAAUCCAAGAAACAUGCCAUGUAACAGGUAAAUGUGACCCCAGCUGCUCCUAUACUCCUUGCUGUCUGUUGCUACAAAUGUUUGUGUUGGACGUGUACUGCUACUUAAAGAAUGCUUCUAAAAGAUGAUUAUUGCAAGGUCAAAGAUUUUGACAUUUUAGAUAGACGUAUUAACUGCAAUAUAACUGCCUAGACAUUGCUUGCUAACUUCUGCUGGCAUAGUCAUUAACUAGCUAAACUCUGUUAUGAGCUGUGUUUAUAAUUCUGAGCGGUUUAUUCACUAAACAAUGAAUUGUAUUCAAUUGCAAACUGAAUUGGAAUGACUUGGGGAAAAUGCACUACUUUUUAUAGUAACAUAUUGGCUAUCUUAAAAUUGAAUGUUUAAUUGUUUUCCCUGUAGUUCACUGUUUAGUAAUUAAACCAUUAACCGUAUCCUCAUUUGUCCAUCAUGCCACUGUGUGGGAACCUACAGGUGUGUAUAUAUAAUAUAUAGAUUUAGGUGGCUAUAUACAUAUAAAUACAAGAGCCCAGGGUACUUGUGGGUGGGUACUCAAAAAGGACUAAAACUACACUAGUUAAAUUUGAUGUCUAUAAAGGUUGGACUUGUAGGUUGAUUAUGUGUGGAUAACUAGAUGGUUUUAAGUAAACCUAUAACUUAUCACCAACACCUGUAUUGAACCAUGUUCUUCUUGAAUAUAUCCUGAAACUUGGUUCUGGAAUUAUUAGCACUAGGAAAGGUUUGCAAAAAGGAACAGAAAAUAAAAUGUUUUGUGUGGCGGGAGUCUGGCAUAGAUAGGGUCCCUUUUAUUGUGGAACUGUCAAUGCUCUGCAAGUUAAAGUAAAUGCUAUUGAAGAAUUUCCUGAUCUGCAUGUUUCUUCACAUGGGUUAAUUUAAUUAAAUGCUUUGCCCAGACAGCCAGGCAGGUCAUGUCAAUUUAAAAAAGAGAGGGGGAAAAAAAAGUGAAAUUUGGCUGAUAGUUUGUGCAGAAAUCUCAUGUGACCUACACCGGGGUCAGCAACCUAUUUGGCUCUGGCAGCCUUGAUUGCCAUGCAAAGACACCUCGAGUGCCAUGCAUGGCACACGUGCCAUAGGUUGCUGACCCCGGUGAGUCUCAGUGGAACUUUAGCUAUCUGCUUGUGCAAACCGAGCUGUGAUUGCAGGUGGUGAGGUACAAUCCUAAAUUUACACAUUGCAGCACUUAGAGGAAGUGAUCCACCCAGCACUUGUACAUGGGAAGCCGCACUUGAGUAGAGUAGCUGCGCAGCUUGCAAGUCUGGUCCUCACUGGACCCCAGGAAAGCCACCUACAGUGUUUAGAUAUACACAGAGCUGCAGAAGGAGCCUCAUCAUAAACAAACCACACACAAACACUACUGACAAUGCACAUACACGCAAAUAACCCCACAAGCUGCUUCACAUGCAAUGCAACAAACCACCACACACAUGCACCACACUAUUCUUGGUAUUAUACACAAUACCACAAACUACUCCUGAACAGAUAAAAUAUAAAAGCCCACAUAUGUACAAAACAACUGCAGCACCGAAUACAGUAACAUACACACCUCAAUAAAACAAAUAUAGGACCGGCACACAAAGGGACUUUAAGAAAUUGUUUUGGCACUGUACGUUGCCUACCCCUGACUGCACAUUCACCUUGCCAAACUAAUGCAGAAAUUAGGAAGAUUAAGUUUAGAAAUGCCCAUGGUAUCUAGUUUUUACUUUGGAUUCUAGAACAUCCUCUCUCUCCCCUGUGUUAUGUAACAGGUCUUUUCUCUCUGGUAUGCAUCUUUAGAGGCUUUGAGAACAUGCAGGUGUUAAAUGCUAUCUUCCCUAUUGGAGGGAUGGGUGUGCAGGUAGAACCUACCCAAUUUGAGACUUUGUUUGCAAGGUUCUGAUUGAAAAGGCAGUAUUUUUUUCUUGUCUACAAUUAUGUUUGUACACACUAAGCUGUGGAGUAUAGCAACCAGUGUGUUGCGUUCCAGGAGCAAAUGUACAAGAUUCUUUUAGAUGGCAGUAUUGAGGAUGGGUAAAAUGCCAGCAGACUGUGGUUACCCAAGGUUCUUGCAUACACACGAGGACCUGCCCCCCAAGGUCACCUUGUAUUGGAAUUGAAAUUGGGACCUUUUUUGCCACUGUCUUCCAUAGCUCCUUGAUUUGAACCCGUGGUAGAUUUUGCUUUUCUGCCCAAUCAAGGUUUUUCCAAACAACUCCUAAAAGUUAUUUAAUAAGAUCAUCUUGGUGGCUUCCACGUCCCUCACUGCGGGAUGGGACAUAAAUUGGGGAGGUCAUUGCCAAGGUCACUGAGUUAUCUAUGGACAAGCUUACAGCUAUAGUCCAUAAUACCCUUCCCUCUUUUCAUAAGAAUUGUGACCCCUUGUUUGAGAUCUGAUUUAAAGGAACACUAUAGUCACCAAAAAACUUUAGCUUAAUGAAGCAGUUUUGGUGUAUAGAUCAUGUCCCUGCAGCCUCACUGCUCAAUCCUCUGCCAUUUAGGCAUUAAAUCACUUUGUUUAUGAACCCUAGUCACACCUUCCUGCAUGUGACUUGUGCAGCCUUCCUAAACACUUCCUGUAAAGAGUCAUCUAAAGUUUCUUUCCUUUAUUGCAAGUUCUGUUUAAUUUAGAUUUCCAUAUUCCCUGCUAUGUUAAUAGCUUGCUAGACCCUGCAAGUGCCUCCUGUGUGAUUUAAAGUUCAAUACACAGAGAAAGAGAUACAAUCGUUUAAGGGAAAUUACAUCUGAUUGAAAGUGAAACCCUUUUUUUUUUUUUUUCAUGCAGGCUGUGUCAGUCAGAGCCAGGGGAGGUGUGUCAAGGGCUGCAUAAACAGAAACGUGAUUUAACUCCUAAAUGGCGGUGAAUUGAGCAGUAAAACCUGAGAGGCAUGAUCUACACACACAAACUGCUUUAUUAAACUAAAGUUGUUUAGGUGACUAUAGUGUUUAUUUAAAACAGGACUUUUUGAGGGUAUCUUCUAAUCCAUUGCAGCAAGUGAUACUCCUUCCUCCCCUUUCUCAGUAAGGUUAUGUAUGAGAAACUUCUGGGACAGUGUUCUAAAAGUGGAGUAGUUGCCAUGGAAACAAACAGAACAUUCCUGAUGAUCCCUGCACUUUGCCCAUUAGUGCACUAUGUUUACAUUUUUAAAUGCUCUGUUAAUACUGCUUGCCUGGGUCUUGCUUGCUUUUCCUACACAAAUCAAUGUGAUUUGACUUUAGCUUGUUCACUGACCUAGCAUUUCUUUUUAUAGCAGUUGGAAUGUUAAAUUCCUUAUAUGGUAAGCCACUCUGUUUUAUGCAGAAACCAAGAAUAACUAACUAUACCAGCUGUAUCUCUGAAAAACACAGAUUUUCUAUAUAAAGCAUGUGUUCGGGUUUUUGUUCAAACUACACCAGCUUUUUGCAGUAUAAAACUUGACUAUCUUGCCCCUGGAACAUCAUAUGACUGCUGCAGGUAGCAAAACGUUAAGCCCCUAGAUCGUUUGGUUGCGUUCUGCUGUUGUGGCUAGUUGCAGACAUGCAAAUGUAUGGGUUUUCAGUUUGACCUCACCGAGCCCAGAUUCUUUGACCUUGUGGAGCUUGCAUGCUUUGUUUUCAUUGCUGGAGCAGCACGUUUAAUGGAAUACAUAGGGGAACAAAUCUGGCGGGGCUUCUGUUGGAUGUGGUCCACUCAGUGGCUACAUUGGGAAUGUGGACAUCAAUAGACUUCCCCUUCCUCCAAGUCGGCUUUCUAAACUGGGUUCGAUUCCUUUUACUAAUGGAAAUUGGAAGAUAUUGGCAGAUGUAGUACAUUUAAAACUAGUUAAAAAGUUAUUAUAGCAUCUGAUUGCAAUGACACGUGUAUGCAGUCCAUUUGGGGAAAUAAUUGGGCAACACUCAACAUGAUUCACUUUACAAGUGGCAUAGUUUCAGUAAUGAGCAGCUUUAUGUCAAAAUGGGGGUAUACCCCUUUAAUUGACACAGUAAUUGAAAUUAGAAGAUUUAUUUCACUGCAUUCUGAGGUUACUGGGACACAUACAGCUUUUUUUUUUAGUGAGAAACACAAUGUUUACGUUUGUCGCUAAGAAUGCCUCUACUGGCUGUCAGACAGCAACUAUACGCACUUCCUUCUGAAAACUUUGAAACGUUGAAGGUUUUUCUUUUCGCCAUAAGAGAACACAGUGAAUAUAUCACCUACCGUAUCUUCCGGCGUAUAAGAUGACUGGGCGUGUAAGACGACCCCCAACCUUUCCAGUUAAAAUAUAGAGUUUGGGAUAUACUCGCCGUAUAAGACUACCCCUCUUCCAAUGCACACCAAAUAAAAAUUAGCAAUGAUGUACAGUGAGCAGGCAGAGCUACACAGCAAGACAUUAAAUAAUGAUAAUCUGAAAUAGCAUUUAAAGCACAGGUAUGUGCCAGGCUGUUUGGGCAUAUAAUCCAUGCCUGCUGGUCUAGCUAAUUGUGAUAUAUUCUUUUUACUCCCCCCCAAUCCUUCCUACGUUCUUCUCACCUCCUCUUCCCUGUGCAGAGUGGGUGGCUGAGCUCCUCUUCGUCCUGUCAGGCCGGGUACCGCGCGGUACAGGAGAUUGUUACCUGUUCCCGGCCGGACUGAAAGGAAGUGAGCACUCGUCUGCUUUCUGUAACCUCCUUUGGCCUUACGCAAUGGUCCAAUCUAGCAACCCAUACAGCAGGAAACACUCUUGAUCUUGCCUUCACCAACCUCUGUACUGCCUCUAAUCUCUCCAAUAUUCCCUUUCCUCUAUCUGACCACCAUCUGCUGACUUUUGACAUUGGCAUACCCAAGACCCAAUUGACACCACCAUCUGAACAUCACUCUCACAGAAACCUCCAAUGUCUUGACCUAGAGCAUUUCUCCACUAAUCUCCAAACUCUCCUUUUACAUAUCUCAAACCUCACCUGUCCUAGUUCUGCAACCUCCUUCUACAAUUCCAGCCUCUCCUCUCAACUAGACAUCAUGGCCCCUUGUACAUUUAAACACCGCAGGCCCCCCAACAACCCUGGCACACCAAGCUCACUCGAUACCUCCAAAAAUGCUCCAGAACUGCUGAACGCUGUUGGAGACAGUCUCACUGUGCAUCUGACUUUCUCCACUAUAAAUUUAUGCUGAGCUCAUACAGCUUGGCUUUUUCCUCUGCAAAAGUUAAUUACUUCAAUACACUCAUAACCACACUCUCCUGCAAACCCAAACGACUAUUUCACACAUUUAACUCUCUUCUUCCCUGCUGUUCCUCCUCCACCUACUAACUUGACCGCCUCAGACUUUGCAACUCACUUCACUGACAAGAUCUUUCUUCUUCCCCUUACAAUACUUCCCCUAAUUUCACUCCCUCUGCUGUUGUAUGUUAAUUCGCACCCGCUACAUUGGAAGAGGUUUCUGCUCUGCUGCAGUCCUCCCGCCCCACCACCUGCUCCCUAGAUCCAAUUCACUCGCAUCUCAUCAUGUCUUCUUCUUUCUCCACCUCUCACUAAAAUUCUCAAUCUCUCUCUCUCCUCUGGUAUAUUUCCAUUGCCCUUCAAACAUGCAACUGUAACCCCAAUUCAAAAGAAGCCCAAUCUUGACCCUAACUCCCCAUCCAACUAUCGUCCUAUCUCGCUACUGCCUUUUGCAUCCAAGAUCCUUGAAAAAAUUGUGUAUGUGAGAUUGACAGACUUCCUAGAGUCCAACUCUCUGGAUUGCUAAGCACUCUGUGGAAACAGCACUGACCAAAGUAUCCAAUGUUCUACUCGCUGCAAAAUCUUGUGGUCACUACUCUAUCCUAAUUCUCCUUGACCUGUCUGCGGCUUUUGACACUGUUGAUUAUCAACAGCUUCUUCUCAUCCUCCGCAAUAUCGGUCUACAAGAUAUUGCUCUCUCAUGGUGCUCCUCCUACCUCUCCCAGCGCUCUUUCAGUGUUUGUUUCUCUGGCUCUGCUUCUUCUCCCCAACUCCUCUCUGUUGGUGUCCCCCAAGGUUCCGUCCUUGGUCCCUUACUGUUCUCCAUCUAUACUGCCUCUCUUGGUAAACUCUAGCUCCUUUUGGCUUCCAAUAUCAUUUCUAUGCAGAUGACACGCAAAUCUACCUGUCCUCUCCUGAUCUCUCCCCGUCCCUCUUGACUAGUGUCUCUGACUGCCUCUCUGCUGUUUCUAACUGGAUGGCUGCCCACUUCCUUAAACUAAAUUUGACUAAAACUGAAAUUCUGGUCUUUCCUCCCUCAAGUGUUGUUACUCCUGUGUCUCCCUCCCUCCAAGUCAACGGUGCUACCAUCAGCUCCACCACGCUGCCUAGAUGUUCUCUUUGACUCCGACCUCUCCUUCAAGCCUCAUAUUCAAUCUAUCGCCAAAUCCUGUCAUUUCCAUCUCAAAAACAUUGUGCGCAUCCACCCCUACUUAACGCCAGAUGCGACUAAGGUGUUGGUCCAUUCCACUGUCCCUUCCUGCCUUGACUACUGUAAUCCGCUUCUCAGUGGUCUUACGUGCUCCCAACUAGUGCCGUUACAGUCCAUAAUGAAUGCGGCGGCGAGGCUCAUCUUCCUGUCUGCCCGCACCUCCCACCCUUCUGUCAAUCCCUACAUUGGCUUCCUAUAAAAUAUAGAGCUCAACUUAAAAUUCUGGUUCUUGCUUUCAAAUCUCUACAUAAUGCUGCUCCCACCUAUCUAUCCUCCCUUAUACACAAGUAUGUCCCGUCUAGGCCCUUACGAUCUGCUGAAGACUUACGUCUAUCUUCUGUCCGUACUCCCACCUCUGAUGCUCGCCUUCAAGAUUUCUCGAGGGCUGCACCGUUCCUGUGGAACUCGCUUCCCUCCUCCGUUAGAUGCUCACCCAGUCUCCACUCCUUCAAAAAAUCGUUAAAAACCCACUUCUUCAUAAAAGCGUAUCAAUUAAACUGUUAAUAGCUCCUGACUGAUUCCUCUUCUGCAACUGUCAUUAGUCUAAUACUAUCCUUACCUUUGUGUGUCAUUUUACCCCACUCCCUCUCUAGCAUGUAAGCUCAUUGAGCAGGGCCCUCAACCCCUCUGUUCCUGUGUGUCCAACUUGUCUGGUUCCAAAUACAUGUCUGUUCAUCCACCCAUUGUAAAGCGCUGCGGAAUUUGAUGGAUAAUAAUAAUAAUAAUAAUAAUAAUAAUAAUCCCGGCAUAUAAGACGACCCUCGACUUUGGAGAAGAUUUUCCAGGGUUAAAAAGUCGUCUUAUACGCUGGAAAAUACGGUAUAUAAGCCCUGGAUUCUGUUCUGAUCUAUAGAAAACAUUCAACUGGGUGAGCAUGACUUCUGCUGUGCACUGUAGGGCACGGCUUGUCUGAGAGGCAUUGGAUUGGACUGAGAUGAUCUGUUAGGAUGAUCUCAGAAUAGGAGUGGUGGCCACAUGGCGCUGAAUGAAAGGCAAAUCUAACUAUAAAGUAUGGAUCCAAAAAUCUAAACAUGCCGGGGAACACUGUUAUAAAGAACUAUUUAUUUUAAAGCUUGGUCUGUAUGAGUGCAUGUGUGGCUCUGCAGGAGCUAUGUAAUUUAAAUGCUUUACCUAGUGUGUCAAACACAGCUUGUGAAUUAAAAUUAAAGAGCAUUAUAUUGUAUUUGUUUUUCCUUUCCACGGAUGACUAAUACAUACUUUAGCUAAGUGAUACUGUCUAUUAAUUAACUGCAAAGCAUGCCUCUGUAAAACUGGUUGUAGCAUGAAAUAUGAUAAAUCUAAUUCAGGAAGCAAUGGCUUAGAAACUUGUAUUUUUAAAUUGGAGGCAUUUUAAUUUAUAUUUUAACUGGCAUAACUUUAUUUUGCAAUCUAGGAGAAGAGCUGGAUGAAGAGGUGGCAGAAUAUAAGCCAGAACAUAUUGAAACUGCUGAAGAAACACAAAGUGAUUUGUUGACUAGUGAAGUUCUAAAAGAGUCUCCUCACAAAGAGAAAGCUAUGGAGUUAAAUAGUCAUUCUAUUACACAUGAGAAGAUUGAAGUAGACCUGUAUAAAUCUGCUGAAGUAUCAGAAGGUGACAUGAUCACUGAUGUCUUGACAAAUGGUCUUGAAACUCCUAUCGAUCCUUGUGUUGCUAUGACUGAUGGUGAUGUGUGUGGAGAGGUACUAGAUCAUGAAGCAAUCCAGUCAACCAACACAUCUGAAGAAUUUAGACCUGUUGAGUUAUUGAAUAUUGAUAUUUGCAAAAGCAAAGGUGUACAAGAGAUGAACAACACUUGUAUCCGUUUGUCUCACCAACAAGAAGAUUCUUCUGAAAUCCAUGGGCUGAACAUAAAUGAUGAUGCUGUCGGCCUAGGAAAUCUAUCUGACGAAGACAUUAAGCCAUCAGAAGCUGAUCAUGUAAAGGUGAAGAAGGUUGCGGCUGUGCAGCCAAUGCCACAGAAUGUGAAUGUUGGUUUCAAAGUGCAUUAUAUCACUCACACGGACUCUCAACACAUUGCAGUCACUGGUGAUCAUGAGCAGCUUGGUGGUUGGGAUGACUAUAUCCCACUGACAUACGAAAAAGAUGGUUUCUGGUCGCAUUCUGUUCUGCUUCCUUCUGACGCCAAUGUGGAGUGGAAGUUUGUGAUGGUGGAAAAUGGGAAGAUAAGACGCUGGGAAGAGUGUACCAACAGAAUCUUAAAGACUGGACAUGAUGAUGUCAAUGCUCACUUGUGGUGGGGCUAUCACUGAGUGACAUACCCCAAAAAUAUCCUUCCCAGUUUUACUGUAGUAGGCCCCUUGAUCCUCCACUUCCAACACCUUUCCCCAUGCAAUGAAUGGAAUGUUCUGAGUUAGGACGGGGUUUCCUUCUUUAUUCAACUGAUUCAGGAUUGUUAGUUUAAUAAUUACCAGGGACAACUAGGAUAUUGAGAGUGUGUUGACAUGUUGGGCAAACAACCUUUUGACCCAUAUUAUGAAAGUUAUAUUUUAGCCCAGAGUCAAUAGUUUGUUCUUAAAUGUCAUAGCUUAAAAUUGCAAUAUCAUGAAUAAAUGCUGCUAUUUAUACAUUUUUAUUUAUUCCCACCCCUAUCCUUAUGUUCCAUUAAGUACAAAUUUAAACAGUCAUGCACUUUGUAAUGGUAAUAUUCUGUUAAAUGACUGAAGAGUAAGGUCAAGUGAAAUAUUAAAUUACAAAUUAAAUGGAUGUUCACUUCAUGGAUAUUUUGGCUUAAUGGCUGAAGAUAGUAUAUAAAGUAGUUAGAAAGCUUCACCUCAGAUAUUCCAUAUUUUCUCAAAGCUUUUGAUUCCUAUGUUUUGUGCACAUUAAAAAAAAUAGCUUUUUCUCUUUUUUUUUUUUUUUUUUUUUAAAAAAUUUUUUUUUUUUUUUUUCCCCAUCUCCAUCCUAGGAAAAGGUGCCACUGAAGAGAGAACCCAAUGCACACAUCCAUAUUUUUUUUAAUAUACACUAUGUUUGUUAUAUCUGUGAACUAGUUGAGUUGAAACAUCUGGGGCUUCAGACUUGCAUUCUAAUCCAAUUUUUCUUUUUUUUCUUUUUGUGAAUAAGAUUCUGUAAAUCAAAGUUACAGCUGAAGAAACAAGCUCUUAUUUGAUUUUAAUAAAAAAAAUACUAUGUCAUUUUAAUGGUGUUGGGAAAAAUUUAAAGUUUUGAGGUACCCGUCAAUACUUAUGCUUUUUUUUCUUCUGAAGUGUCUAAAUAAAAUGGGAAGUACAAAUCUGCAUAGUUCUUAAUUUUCUAGUUUCUGGUGUUAAAGCUAGUAAAGCCAUACUGCAAGUCAAAAAAAGUUAAUCUAAACAAGUAUACUGCUACAAGAAACCUAUACAAGGAUAUUCGCUAGAGUGAAAAUCCAAAAUAAAUUCAAAUUUAAGACCAGAGUAGCAAAACUACAAGCAUAG
Messenger RNA from Pelobates cultripes (western spadefoot toad), 11233 nucleotides. The record is from the annotation of a GenBank genome assembly. Lineage: Eukaryota; Metazoa; Chordata; Amphibia; Anura; Pelobatidae.